AUGAAAGUUUCUACAAUUUGGGAUGCACUUCGUGAUAACAGACCCCAAGUCUACUGGCAGAAAAUUAUUUGGUUUCCUUUGCACAUUCCUAAGCACAGCUUGAUUUCUUGGAUGGCAUUACUUGAUAGACUUCCAACAAAAGUGAGACUUCACCAAAUGGGGAUUAUCAAUGAAUGCCAUUGCUUAUUUUGCAACGAUCCUUGGGAAACAAGGGAGCACUUGUUCCUCCAUUGUCAUAUGGCGCAGCAAUUAUGGAAUUCUGUUUUCACUCACACUGGUCUUCAACUUUCCAUAACUUCUUGGGAUGUUUUUUUUGCAUGGGCAAGCUCUACUUGGAAAGGUAAAUCUUUGCUAACUUUGAUCUUGAAGCUUGCUCUUAAUUCCCUCAUCUAUGUCCUAUGGGAAGAAAGAAACAGGAGGCUCUUUCAAGGUCAAUGCAGAAACACUCGAGCUGUUUACUGUCAUUAA
Molecule: messenger RNA, 468 nt
Organism: Hibiscus syriacus
Lineage: Eukaryota; Viridiplantae; Streptophyta; Magnoliopsida; Malvales; Malvaceae
Exons: 1
Coding region: 1-468 (155 amino acids)
Source: RefSeq, a predicted model, not a curated record